Molecule: messenger RNA, 950 nt
Organism: Coccidioides posadasii C735 delta SOWgp
Lineage: Eukaryota; Fungi; Ascomycota; Eurotiomycetes; Onygenales; Onygenaceae
Gene: CNB1
Product: Calcineurin subunit B
Biological process (GO): calcineurin-mediated signaling; protein dephosphorylation
Cellular component (GO): calcineurin complex
Molecular function (GO): calcium ion binding; calcium-dependent protein serine/threonine phosphatase regulator activity; phosphatase binding
Source: RefSeq, a predicted model, not a curated record
CCAUCAUCAGCCUGUCCUUAUUAAUGCAUUGAGGAGCUUGCCCAGCUUCAUUGUCCGUCACUGUUCAAUGAGCCUGCUGUGACAGUCGGUCUUUUUCUUUAUUUCUAAAACCUUAUACCUGGUGUACUGUCCAUCCCUCACGACUGCCACCAUGACUGAACAAGACAACAAUGCAGAAUCAUAUGACGCAACAAAGCGGCAGCAAACCAGUUCCAGCUCGCAAGUCAUAAAUGAUAUUGUGUCAGGAUCUAAUUUUGAUCAUGAAGAAGUUGACAGGCUGUGGAAACGCUUUAUGAAGUUGGAUAGAGAUAAAUCUGGCACUAUCGAGCGUGAUGAAUUCCUUUCCCUCCCACAAGUCUCUUCGAACCCGCUUUCAACCCGAAUGAUAGCCAUCUUUGACGAAGACGGCGGUGGUGAUGUCGAUUUCCAAGAAUUUGUGUCCGGCCUAUCAGCGUUCAGCUCAAAGGGCAACAAAGAGGAGAAACUCCGUUUCGCAUUCAAAGUAUACGAUAUCGACCGCGACGGUUUUAUUUCCAACGGAGAAUUGUUCAUUGUAUUGAAGAUGAUGGUGGGAAGUAAUUUGAAGGAUAUGCAGCUACAGCAGAUUGUUGACAAGACGAUCAUGGAAGCUGAUUUGGACGGCGACGGGAGAAUAAGUUUCGAGGAAUUUACAAGGAUGGUGGAAAAUACAGAUGUUAGUAUGAGUAUGACAUUGGAUCAAUUCUAAGCACCUUUGGCGGAAAGUUCUCGGCAUAAGUCUGAUUGGCAUGGCUAUGUGCUCUUUCAUGCUUGAACAAAUGAUAUCCUUUGAUGAACCUUGCCCUAUGUUGUUUUUAUGCCGUGCAAACUGAGGAUCGAAACCCAGCAUUAAGAGCACCGGGCGGUCCAGGAUACGACCCUUAAUGAACUGGAUUUAUUAGACGAACCUGAAUGUUAUCGCAUGUUUCUUG